AUGUUUCUUUCCCUUUUUCCUUUUUCGAUUAUUUCUGUAUUUUCUUUCGUUUACUUUCGUCCUUCCUUCAGCCAUUCUUUCUUAAUUUUUCUGUUCCAUUUUCUUUCUGUCUUUCUGCUGAAUCAUUUCUUUUCUUUUCUUUGUUUCUUUUUUCAUAUUCUAUUUUUUUUGUCAUUUUUCUUUCUUCUUUCUUUCAUCCCUUGCACAUUGUGUGUUUUUUUUUUCUUUCUUUUCCAUUUCGUACUUUAUGGCUUUAUUUGUUUCUUCGUUUCUUUCUUUCUUUCUUUCGUAUUUUUCAUUUUCUUUCUUUUCUCCAUUCUUUAUUGUUUUUUCUUUCUUUCUUUCGUCAUUCUCCUUUUCUGUCUUUCAUUCUUCCUUUCUUUCGUUCUUUUUUUCGCAUUCUCAAGAGAUUUUUUUCUUUCAUCCUUCUCCUUUCUGUCUUUCAUUCUUUCUUUCUUUUUUCCAUCCUCCAGUGAUUCUUCUUACUUUUCCAUUUAUGACUUUUUUCUUUCUCUCUUUUUUUCCAUUCUCAGCUUUUUCUUUCUUUCUUUCUUUUUCUUUUUUUCUUUCUUUCUUUCUUUUUCUUUUUUUCUUUCUUUCUUUCUUUCUUUUCCACUUAUUGACUCACACAACUAA
Messenger RNA from Acanthosepion pharaonis, 636 nucleotides. The record is from the annotation of a GenBank genome assembly. Lineage: Eukaryota; Metazoa; Mollusca; Cephalopoda; Sepiida; Sepiidae.